Molecule: messenger RNA, 360 nt
Organism: Entrophospora candida
Lineage: Eukaryota; Fungi; Glomeromycota; Glomeromycetes; Entrophosporales; Entrophosporaceae
Source: the annotation of a GenBank genome assembly
AUGAAGAGUGAACUGAGAGACCAAAUCUGUCUUGAACAGAGAAACCCGAUCUUACUACAAAAAACAACCACCAAAAGGCACUUGUUGGAUGAACCUUGUGAGCAAACCUAUAAUGAGGAUAAACGAUCAGGGGAAAAGACAAAAUUGAGAAUCGAAGGUUCAAAUGAAACCCAAGGAAUAAUGGCAAAUUAUGAGAACGAUACAUUUUUAGUACCUGAUCAUGGGAAGGAUAAUUUGAACAACAUAGUUGAUCAGAAUGAAGACGAUGGAGAGGAUUCAGGUUAUAAUAAUGAUAUUGAAAUCAAUAAGAAAUGUUUUGCUGAGAUUCUUGAAUAUAAUAAAUCCAAAGAAAGAAAAUAA